GCGAAGAGUUAGGCUCCGACUGUCGCCGAGAUUCAGACGCGUCUGCGACACAGGGCCAGACCACCUCGGGGACAAGCAGAAAACUCGGCUCCCGCCCUGGGGCUGGUGAAACAUGUGCCGGGGGACACAGUUUGACAGUUGCUAGACGAUGUUUCCACUUCUGAUCGUACUCAGCCAGCUGCCCAGACUUACCCUCGCAGUUCCUCCUUGUUCAAGAAGCCUAAAGGAUUCCGAACAUGCCCCAGAAGAAAUCUUUGCAUCAAAAGAAGCUGCAAACAUCUUUAUGCACCGCCGCCUCCUGUACAAUAGGUUUGACUUAGAACUCUUCACGCCUGGAGACCUGGAGAGAGAGUGCUAUGAGGAGUUCUGUAGUUAUGAAGAAGCCAGAGAGAUUUUGGGGGAUGACGAAAAUACGAUCACAUUUUGGCGGGAUUAUUCAAUUAAAGGACCAACCACAGGAUCAGACGUUAACAAAGAGAAAAUUGAUGUUAUGAGCCUUCUGACUGGAUUCAUUGUUGCUGUAGUACUCUUGGUUGUUUUGGGCUUACUUAUUUACUACCUGUGUAUCACCAAGUGUAACAGGCAGCCAUAUCCAAGCUCUUCAGCUGUAUACACAAGAACGGCCAGAUAUACACCCUCCAUCAUUUUCAGAACACCUGAGGAAUCUGUCUUGUCUCCAUCACCAUCUUCAGAGGAUACAGGACUACCUUCCUAUGAACAGGCAGUAGCACUGACCAGAAAGCACAGCGUCUCACCACCACCUCCCUAUCCUGGACCUGCAAAGGGAUUUAGGGUAUUUAAAAAGUCUAUGUCACUCCCGUCUCACUAAGCCUACCUGGCUGCCUUG
Messenger RNA from Grammomys surdaster, 847 nucleotides. It is a transcript of the gene Prrg4, whose product is annotated as proline rich and Gla domain 4. Gene Ontology annotation, cellular component: extracellular region. The transcript is spliced from 6 exons. Bases 149 to 829 code for a protein of 226 amino acids. NCBI's taxonomy places the organism in Eukaryota, Metazoa, Chordata, Mammalia, Rodentia, Muridae. The record is from RefSeq and is a predicted model, not a curated record. Gene Ontology annotation, molecular function: calcium ion binding.